UACGGCCACCAAUGUCCUUCCUCCACCUCAUCUUCCAAAGAGUACUACGAAUUCAACUGCAGUAACAGCCCUGCUUUCCACCUUCCCUUCAACCUCAACAAGCGCAGUAAGCACAGUCAUCACCAUGCACCUGCAACUGACGACGACGUUUUAAUGGUGAACGCUGCUGUGUUGAAGGCGUUGGAGAUGAUUCAGAGUGAAACGGCGUCGCCUGCUUUGCCUGGAUUUGGGAGAACUCCUACGGUGAGGCAAUUAAGGGUAACUGAUUCGCCGUUUCCUCUUAGAGAUGGAGAGGGUAACAGUCACGUGGAUGAGAAAGCUGAUGAAUUCAUUUCAAGAUUCUACAGAGAUUUGAGACGAGAAGCUUCUGCUUUUGCUUAAUGUUUGUCGCUUUUGGGAAUUCAUGCAUGUGGUUAUAGCCUCUGCAAAAAAACAAGAUCAUUUCAGAAAUUUUUAGAAGAAAGCACAAAAAGAAAAUAAUGUUAGAAUAUAAAUGUGAUAAUACCCUCUUCGGUAAUUUGUUUUUUGCUAUAAUACUUUCAAGGCUGGAGUCCUGAAAUUUUGCAUCCACAAAAAAUCUCUCUUAUUUUAAUUGUGGAGUAGUUGUUAAUACAGUCAAACCUCUCUAUAACAGCCUCGUUUGUUCCGAAUA
Nicotiana tabacum (common tobacco) is the source of this 652-nucleotide messenger RNA. RefSeq lists its product as uncharacterized. The record is from RefSeq and is a predicted model, not a curated record. Lineage: Eukaryota; Viridiplantae; Streptophyta; Magnoliopsida; Solanales; Solanaceae.